Aspergillus clavatus NRRL 1 is the source of this 2808-nucleotide messenger RNA. RefSeq names its product secretory pathway Sec39 family protein. Lineage: Eukaryota; Fungi; Ascomycota; Eurotiomycetes; Eurotiales; Aspergillaceae. The coding region runs from base 1 to 2808 and encodes 935 amino acids. The record is from RefSeq and is a predicted model, not a curated record. The transcript is spliced from 3 exons. Gene Ontology annotation, biological process: retrograde vesicle-mediated transport, Golgi to endoplasmic reticulum.
AUGACGGUUUUGGCAGGACUAUCCGGCGCUCAUGCGAUUCUUCUAGCGACCCAGCUGUGUGCUACUGGGAACGUUGCACCUCUCCCGCAUCUCCAAGCACAGUUCCCCGGCUGUUUGCCCUUGGAGCGUCUGCUGCGCAUCAUUUUGAGCUUUCUUCCCGAGAGCAUUGAACCGCAGACUUACACGUCGGUGUUGGAGCAACUAGUGGAAGGUCCUUCUUCGGAUUUCGCAGCUGGAGACAUCGACGUCUCGGCCACUCAGAGCCUGCCCGAGGCUGUCGCAAGGAAACGCGUUCGCAAGCUUCGUUUACUGCCGCUACGAUAUCAUGACGACGAGGACAGCGGGCCUUCAGACCUCUUGACUCAAUUUCUCAUCCAUCGGGCGCACCGUAUCGAUUUCGAGACUGGCCUCCAGCCUCUCAUCCUCGAUCUGCUGCUGCCAUUCUACCAUCGCUCGCCCAGGGUGCGCACCUGGCUGAUCUCGAGCAUACUACCGCUCCUGCGCCUGAACUACGAAUACUACCCGAGCCAAGAUGAGACGUUCUCCCUAGAUACGCUCGAAUCAUUAGACGAUCAGACCGCCAUCAACAUCUUUCUUUCGAUGACGAGUCCGCAAAAAGACAAAAUGGAUAUGGUACGGAAUCUACGUGGGCUAGUGGGUGCCUGGAUCUAUGGCGGCAAUCGCUCGAAACGACGCAGGCUCAAUGAGGCCGCCAAUCAGAGUGCAAUAUCACUCCCCGAGGACAAUGAUCGCCCGAAGACCACGACGGGUGUGGUAUGGCAACAGGUCAAUGAAUGGCUGCUGUCGCAUAGCCUGGUAGACCAUGAGAACGUGGUCAACGCCUAUACUCAAUGGAGGGGGCCCGAGGAUGUGGAUCUUGGAGGCUAUGAAGAGGAAAGCCAACAUCUCUCACAGGAUGAAAGGACAGAUCUCCGCACUCGUUACGGGCAGUCAGGCCUUGCUGUAAUCUACGCGAGCCCCGAUACUAGCAGAUCCGCUCUAGAGGGCUCAAUACAGAUCCUCACGCAUGUUGCAGAGCUACUAGGCCUUGAAGAGUCCUUGUUGGCUGUAUCGGAGGAUUCUCCGGUGCCUGCGGUGACGUUCGAUGCAGGCGAGAUUCCAUCCACGUCGCGCGUCAGCCUCCUGCAGAAUGCGUUGCUCUCAAACUCCAACCCCUUGACCCGCCCAUCUGCUUCUUCGAUCUCGUUUCUUAGUGCCAUUCUUCUUUCCCUACAGGUGCUGGACAACCUGGGGUAUCCGAUUCCAUGCAGACAGGCUGCGAACCUGUGCCUACACAGUAACGAUGAGAUGCAACUUCUGGAAUUACGUACUACGCUGAGCUCGAUUGCUCAGCAUCCGAAAUCUGGUCGGAAUUGGCAGAAGAUCCGCCAGCAAUUGCUGUGGCUUCGUGAUUGGCAGAGAGAAUCGUCCGAGCAGACUGCCAAGCACUCAACAUGCCAUGGAUUGUUUUGGAAUAUUUCUCGGGAUGUUGUUGAAAUCGAAAUACUGAGGGCCCUUCUGGAGGCUAGAGAAUAUCAACUGGCGGUGGAUAUAUACACAAAGGCUAGUCCGGCUCCUUUAAGCCCAGCUCAGGUCGAGCAAGCCGUCAAAGACGCCAUUUUCACGGCCUAUGACAAUGCAAGCAAUGGCAAUAGGACGCGUGGAGGGAUGAAGAAGGCGUUUGACAUUCUGCAAGCCUUCCGACCACAUUUUCCAGGCUCCAUAUCCUUCCAGCAGAUCCAGUCGCUCAUAUCAGCAACACACGCUCUCUCGUUCUACUCGUUGACCCUACAGCACGGCGUCCCUUUCCAACCGGUCAGCAUCCGGGUCCACUCGGACCCUCUUUCUCUGAUCGAAAAAGUACUCGAUCAGAAUCCCAGAAGCUACACGAAACUCGACGACCUCCUCUUCAUUGGACGGAACCUGGUCGAGGCCGGGCUGCCAUCGAGCACCGCUGAAGACCAGAGUUCUCCAUCCGGCACCGCCCUUUCGCCACCAAAGGACGCAGUCGUCACGGCCGAGCGGCGCAUCAUGUCCCUCGCCAUCUCCUCCGCCCUCUCCGCCGACGACUUCGGCACCGCAUACUCCUACAUCCUCACGCGGCUCACCCCACCCUCCCUCCUCCCCACCACCUCCCCGCUCACCAACCCAGACAUCAAAGACGACAUCUCCUGGCGCGCCGUCUACAAUGCCGGCCGCUACCGCGCCCCCGCGUCCCCCGCAGCCCCCUCCCUCCAAACCCAGAUCACCCAACUCUCCCAGCGCAUGGAACUCCUCUCCCUGGCCCUCACCCUCGUCCCCUACCCGGAUCCUCUCCCGGAGAUCCUGGGCGCCUGGCGCCGCUGCGACGAGGAAAUGGCCGUGCUCCGCACGCGCGAAUCGGCCGAAGAAGAAGCCUGGGACGCCAAGGGCGACACGCUCACCCUCAGCGCCGUCCCGGGCGGCUUCGGCCCCACCGACACGGAGCAGGACGCCUUCGACACGCGGCGCCAGCACGCCGCGCGCAUCCGCGCCCAGCGCGACCGCUCGCACCUCGAAGACGCCCCCAUGGGCCUCUUCGAGGUAGCCCGCGGCGCCGCGCGCGCCCUCCAGAAGAACGUCAACGCCAACGUCAACAUGCACUCCUUCCCGCUGCGCGGCGCCCAGCCACACGCCCACGCCGACCCCAACAACGACGACGACGACCUCACGCCCUCUUCGGCGGGGAGCCGCGUCCGCAAGCGCGACGUUGUGAGUAACAUGGUGACGGGCGGGCUGGCGAGCGGGAUCGGCUGGGUUCUUGGCGCGCAGCCGGUGAAUCGGUCUUGA